ACGGUUUGCUUUAGCUUACAAUCACUGUCGACAUUCAGUCUCACUACAAAAGUCUUCCAUCUGCGUUUCAUAGCGCAUCUGCAUUAGCGUGUCCCUUGCCUGCUUCGCUGUUGGCUCCGGGGCUGACACUGCGGCACUGUGCGUUGCAGAACAUGCUGUUCUACUACGAGUCCGAGGCGUGCGGGCGGCCGUCGGGGGUGGUGCUGCUAGAGGGCUGCUACUGCGAGCGGCUCAUCGCCCCAGGCGCCUCCAAGCACAAGGAAGCGGCCGACAAGCAGCACUGCUUCGCCAUCUCGUACCGGCGCGAGCACCAGCGACAGUACGAGCUGCGCGCGGCCACUGAGUCGGACUGCAAGGCGUGGAUCGAGGCGAUCCGCGAGGCCAGCCGGCGACGUCGCGGCCGCGCGGCGCGGCGGCGGCGGGCGGCGGGCGCCGGCGCGGCUGCGCGGGCGGGCGCGGCCGCGCGGGCGCCGGCGGGCGCGCGCGGCGGCGCGUCGGCGCUGCUGCAGGGCGCGCUCGCCCCCUCCGCCCCCACGACUCGCUCAGCUGCGCAAGAUCAAGAAGGUGCAGAGCUUCUUCCCGGCUGGCUUGCCGCGCCGCUGAAGCAGAUCGUCGCUAGCAGUACAUUCAAAAGUCCCCGCCACCCGAGAGCAUGCGCAAACGCAAACAGCCUGGUGUUCCGCAUGGUGGAGGCGGAGGAGGAGUACAUGGAGCAGCUGGAGGUGCUGGUCUCGUGCUUCCUGCGGCCCUUCAAGAUGGCCGCCAGCUCCAAGAAGCCGCCCUGCUCGCACGAGGACGUCAACUCCAUCUUCCUCAACAGCGAGACGGUGCUGUUCCUGCACCAGAUCUUCCUCAAGGGGCUGACGUCGCGCAUGGAGAGCUGGCCCACGCUCGAGUACGUGCGCAACCACCACUUCAGCCUGCAGGUGCUGACGGAGUGCAAGCAGGCCGCGCCCUUCGCGCAGCUGCUGGCGCGCCUGGAGAACAAGCCGGCCUGCCAGGGCCGCAGCCUGGAGACCUUCCUCACCUACCCCAUGCACCAGAUCCCGCGCUACAUCAUCACUCUGCACGAGCUGCUGGCGCACACCCCGCACGACCACGUGGAGCGGCGCAGCCUCCAGAACGCGCGCCAGCAGCUGGAGGACCUCUCACGCCAGAUGCACGACGAGGUCAGCGAGACGGAGAACCUGCGCAAGAACCUGGCGGUGGAGCGGAUGAUCGUGGAAGGCUGCGACAUUCUCCUCGACGUCAGCCAGGUGUUCGUGCGCCAGGUUGGCGGAGUGGCAAGGAAUUCCCCGCCCCAUCAACACACAGCCACCGCUUGUGAUCGUUUCUCAGUGUUACACACGGACCUCGGCCCCAACGAUUGUGAGACGAAGCAGAGCCCAAGUGGCCGGUCGCGUUUUCGCCCUCUGGUCACUCCGGGCGCCGUGCGCUAUGAAUGCGGAGUAGGGGCCAGCAAUGGACAGUGAUGUGGAGAGCAGUGGUGUCUGAAGCCGGGAAAGAGGUUUCACACUAACGUUUAGAAAUGGUUGAGAGCGAUUGGUGAGCUAGUCUGGCGCACCGACUUUUGCUCCUUCUGCGCUGCACCAGUAUGUGUCACGAACCACGUGGUCACAGCGCGGGCACUUUGUUUGAAAAGCCAGA
This is a messenger RNA of Gryllus bimaculatus (two-spotted cricket), 1647 nucleotides long. The record is from the annotation of a GenBank genome assembly. Lineage: Eukaryota; Metazoa; Arthropoda; Insecta; Orthoptera; Gryllidae.